CUAUGCUCCCGCCUCCAUUGGCGCGCGGUACGAAUAGGUUCAUUCGAGUCGAGAGGGGGCGGGGGGGGGGGGGGGGGGGGUUGUGGAGAGGGCAUAUUUUGGGGUUAACGUACAGGAAAAAGAAACUGUGCGGGUCAAAUGCCUAGGUUGAGAAGGCGGGAUGUUGAACAACUUGCUGUGGCUGUCAUGGCCAUAGCCGGCAAAAUGGCAGAGGAUGCUUUUCACAUGAUGGACGUUAUCAUGGGCCCUCCCCCAAAACUUCUGCUCUCUGCAAACCACGGUGCUGAUGCUGGUCCGCCAUCAGUGUUGGAAGAUGAAGAUGACGACAGAACAGGCAGGCACAGUCUGUUGUGGUUGUGGCCAGCAAUUGUCGACCUGCUAGACUUGUUCCCUCGUGCCUCGCCUAGAUGGUGGGUAAUGCGUCGGAGUGGAGGUCUAUGGAAGGAUCUCCUUCCUGUUGACGAUGCGCAGAGCGACCAUUACAUAAGCCUUCUCCAAAUGCGACGGUCGACAUUCGAUCGGCUUUUGCGGAGGGUUGGUCCGUCGCUGGAGAAACAAGUGACAAGAUUCCGGCUGCCUCUCCCGGCGGCCAAGAAGCUCGCGUACGCUCUCCACAGGUGGGCUCAUGACGACGCACAUAGGCACAGUUGUUCAGGUUAUGGACUCGGCAAAACCAGUGGCCUGCAUGCUGUGCGAGAGGUUGCGGAGGCGAUCAUCGCAUCUUACCCUCAUGUUAUUGGGUUUGGGGGGCACGAGGAACGUCAUGCCCGCAUGAACGUGUUCGCUCAGGAGGGUUUCCCGAAUUGCUGGGGGUGCAUAGACUGCACUCAUGUGUAUAUGGACAAGCCCCGCGCACGCGACGGCGAUGAUUAUUGUUCUGGCCGAAACAAGCGGUUCUCUGUCGUGGCACAGGUGGUUGUGGACUACGACCUCAAAAUCCUGGACUUCCGUUACGGCUUUCCGGGCACUGUUGGCAAUGCUCGUGUGCUGAAGCACACGUCGUUGUACCGCAGAGCGCUGAAGGGCACACUGUUCUUGGAUGAAGAGGGUGACCCUUUCCGUGCCGAGAGGCCAGUCAUCCCCGGUGUGCCUGGUUGGUACUUGCUUGGGGACGGAGGUUACCCCAGUAUCCCGUGGCUCAUGACACCGUACGGGCAGCAGGGCAAUGUCACGCGAAACAUGCAGGUCUUCGAUUCACUGCACAAGAUUGUCCAAUCAUGUGUAGAGCAUUUUUUUGGGGUUUUUAAAACGCGUUUCCAGUUUUUCUAUCGUCCACAUGUCGCGGACAUCAAAAGAGAAGGGUUGGAGUUCCACGCAUGUUGCAUUCUGCACAAUCUGCUGCAGCCGUGGGGUGAUGUUCCCGAACAGGACAGCGACGACUCUGAUGGUUGUUCUCCACCUGUGCCACCUCCCGAGGUCGAUAGGCAAGGUGACGGUCACCCCCUUGACUGCAUGUUUGGUCGUGAACGCGGGCAGGCCAUGAGAGACGCGUUGUGUGCGGAGGUGGUGCGCUUGUAUGAUCUCCGCUGGCAGUGACGCCAAUCCGACGCCUUCAUCUAGUUGUUCAGUGUACGUCUGUCAUCGGAGAUUGACGUUGGUGUAUUGUCGUGUUUCUCCAUAAACCAAAGUCACGGGCGACCAGUCAUGGCAAAUGGCGAUGGUGAAAGAGGUCUAAUGGAGUUAAAGCUGAAAUGAAAGCACUACAAAAUU
Molecule: messenger RNA, 1710 nt
Organism: Chara braunii
Lineage: Eukaryota; Viridiplantae; Streptophyta; Charophyceae; Charales; Characeae
Source: the annotation of a GenBank genome assembly